UGCUUUAAUCUAGGGCGGCACUUAUUGAAGUUAAUAUGUUGGCUUGUCAAGCUGAAUUAGCUGGUUCAUUCACAAAGAAAGCUGUUCUUUAACUGUACUGAUCUUUACAGUGGUCAUGUAUUAAUGUGUUUCAGGUUCUAAGUAGUAAGUUGAUGCCAACACAUCACAGAGAUGGAGGAGCCAAUGCUAGGAUGUUUAAGGAGAACUUUUUAGCGAGUGGAGGACUAAGUGUUGUAGUGAAUAUCCUUCAAAAAGACAUGUUUCCUCAGGAUGUAGACACUGAGAUUCGCAGAGGCUGCUAUGCAAUUUGCUUACAACUAGCAAGGUUCUUGUUGUGUGGACAAUCCUCAGAAAAUUCCUUUACAGCCCCACCUUCGCCACCACACAGAGAACAUGCUACUAUUGCAGCAUCACCGGUUGCCAUGGCAACAGGUACCAUGGAAACCGACUUAAACGACUCCCUUAACAACUCGGCAAUUGAGGCGAAGAGAGCACGCUCUAGCAGUAUGAUUGACGAUGUACAUCCUUCUGUAAGGGUUGCUAUUGAGACAAUGGGCCGAGAUGACUUUGCAGAGACUAUUGCUUGUUUUAUGCGUGUAGCCUGGGCGGCAGCUGCUGGAAGAAUCAACCUGGCUGGAGGCAGACAGAGACUGUCUAGUCAAAGCUCCGAUGAUGAAGGAAGCAGUCAUGGGGGAGCAGGGAGUGACACAGAGUCUGUUAAGUCCUUUAGAUCGAGUGUCUCCAGUGGCAACCCCUCUGAAGUUACUAACAAGGUAUGGAAAUAGAUAACUGUUGUUCGCAGUGGCGGAUCGAGACCUUGAGCUAAGGAGGGGGGGGG
Orbicella faveolata is the source of this 838-nucleotide messenger RNA. RefSeq names its product ubiquitin carboxyl-terminal hydrolase 24-like. The record is from RefSeq and is a predicted model, not a curated record. Gene Ontology annotation, biological process: protein deubiquitination. Gene Ontology annotation, cellular component: nucleus; cytosol. Gene Ontology annotation, molecular function: protein binding; cysteine-type deubiquitinase activity. Lineage: Eukaryota; Metazoa; Cnidaria; Anthozoa; Scleractinia; Merulinidae.